CCGCCAUACAACAAGAAGCCGCCAUUCUGGUCGCAUACGCAUUCCGCCCACUCCCAUGCCCCGUCACGCCUCAAACACCAUGCACAAGAGCCAAGACGCUGCUAAAUGGAUACACAGACAGGCAGACAGGCAGACAGACAGACACGCCAGCCGUCUCUCCAUCAUCCGAUGAGUGCCAACGACCCAGCCCACCACCACCACCACCACUCAGCAAAAGUCGGCCAUGGCAUGGCAAGCGCCAAUACAUGUGGCAGCAGCAAGGAAAUCCAGUGUCUCUGGUCACGUUUUGGGGCCCAUAUUGGCCGCGAUGGCGCGUUCCAUAUCAUCCUGUCUCUUCUUGAUUCUCUCGGCAUCGCUCUCGACAGCCCGUAGCAGAAUACGGACAGCGUCGAGCUUCUGCGUCAUCUCAGUCUUGAAGCUGGACACCUCAGUUGCUGCUGCGGUAGGGGCUGGCGGAGACGCAGAGUGGGCACGCUGACCUGAUGACAGAGAGAAAUGCCGGUGCUUGCAUGGCUAUAUCUGUGUGUGCGUGCCACUGGAUGCCUGCCUGUAUUGGAGGCGUUGAUGCUUGCGAUUUGGGAGUCGAUGCGGUUGAGCCUGGCGUUGAUCUCGGGGUUGAUCGACUUCAGACCCUCCACAUCAGAGUGCAGGUCUGCACACAAAUCGUGUCUUUAGCUUAGCACGUUCCCUGCUGUCUCUACCGGCUCAGCUCACUGACCUUCGACCAUCUUCCUGACAGCAGUCCAUUCAGCAUUGCUGCUUCUGGACGACAGGAGGAGAGUCCUGUCUCGCGCCGUCUCCAAGUUCGUGGGCGCCGCCAUUCUUGACUCGAGCUGUCGGCGGUUGUUGAGGGUCCUCAGCUGCGCCCGCAUUGACUUGACCUCCGCCCGCAAUGACGUCAGCAAAGUGGAUAUGUCUGGACAGACAGAUGCAGGCGGGACAUCUUGUUUUCUCUCCGUCUCCCUUCCUGUCUGCGUACCGUGCAUCUGCUGCUGCGUGGCCGAACUCUCCCCCCUUAUCUGCCAUAUCUGCGCCUGGAUGACAGGAAUGGCCUUGACGAGCGUCCCCUUCCCCCUCCCGCCCACGCCCCCAUCAUCCCUCUCGUCCUCGAUGGUGGUAGUCCUGCUGCUGCCAGCAUGAUUUCCGCGCCUCUCAGCAUCCGACAAAUCGACCGUUGUCGGCCGCGAGAGGGCCCAUUCCCUCGGCGACGUUUCUGCGGCCCUCUUGAUCAAUGAGGAGAGGGGCGGGAGGCAGCGGGGCGAGGUGUGGGUGGGAUGGUGGGGGGUCAUGAGGAGGCUGGCGAGCUCGACCGAGAAAUCGUUGACGCGCUUGAUGGCCUUCAUCGCCGCCGCCUUGGCCGAGUGCACUUCUGGCGGAUCGAGAGACACGGGCGUGUGUGGUCUGUCUGCCAUCUGCAUUAUAAGUGGAUAGUUCUUACCGUCUGUCAGCUGCUGCUGUCUUGUCAGUAGGUCCUUGUUGCUCUCUAGAAGGCCGUCCACCACACCUCUUAGUUCGGAUAAGCUGCACGCCUUAUCCGGUGCACCGUCCACCGCCGGCAGCGUUCCGUACGUUUCUGAAAAAAAAGCCCCAUCGUCACCGAAUGAACAUUGCCCGAGCCUCCCUGCCAACCUGUGCAGGCAGAUCUCCUCUGCAUCUCUCUCUCCUGGUUCUGGACUCGUCUCUGCAGUGUAUCGACGGUCUUUUCGAGUCUCGCGUAGGACUCCGCUCGUUGCUGAUCGAGUGCAUGACGGAGACAGGCGACAUCAGCAGGGGGCUCCUUUGCACAAGCAGCGGAUUGGGCGUUGUUCGAAGAUGCGGCGACACACGGGCUCUCUGAGGAAACAGCGAAGUGACGACUUCUCACGCAGGAGAGUUGUCGUCUCUCGUGUGCGGCAAUACCUUCUAAUCGUCUGCUGAGAUGGUCGGCCUUCUGUCGUGCUGCAUCUGCAAUGGAUGAAGUCUCCUCCAGUCCGUCGCGCAGGUCUGUGUCGAUCGAUGGCAGGACACGAGACAGACAAACGCACCCCUGCUCCGCAAGUCGACAUGUCUGCUGCUGCCUUACCCUUGGCCAUGUCGACGAGCUUGGUGUUCAGCUGUUGCACCUUCUCCUCAAUAGCCGACAGACGGCAGUCAGCUGCUUCCGGCGUGGUACUGGAGGGCGAGACAGGGGCGUGGGCGGCCUGGUAUGACGUGAGGAGCUUCUCACACAGCUUGACCACCUCCCGUACUGAUACCACACACACACAAGAAAAGGGAAGGGACACUCAUGCAUGUGGACGCUUUGCAAUAUUCAUCGCUCACUCGCUUGUUGGUUCUGCACUAUUUUCCUCUCCAGAACGCCAAACUGCCCCUGCCCAGACCCGUGUGAGCCACUCGAUGUCGCAUCGCCAUUCGUCGCAACUGCUGCUGCUGCCCUGGCGCCUCUCUCACUCCUGUCGCUUCUGCCGCUCAAGCACGGCUCCCACUGAUGGCUCUUGGGCGUAGCGAGACCGGCCAUGAGGGCGGGAGGGGGCACACCUGGUGAGGCCUUGGGGGUGUUCUGCAGUGAAGCGUUCGAGUCAUGCCAAGCCUGCGGACGCCGGCGCAGCUCCUUCAGACUCUCAACGGCAUCCAUACCGCAGAAAAGGUGUUG
Messenger RNA from Vitrella brassicaformis, 2632 nucleotides. NCBI's taxonomy places the organism in Eukaryota, Vitrellaceae. The record is from the annotation of a GenBank genome assembly.